UAAUAGACUCACCCUUAAGAAACAAGAUUCACAAUAGUUCUCGAGAAAAACAUUCCCUUUAGAAUUUCAUUAAAAAGCAUAAGAGUCUUAGUUGACCAAACUAUAUACACACACAAACCCUCACAUAGCCUAGAACUUGCCACUAUUAGAAGAUCAAGAUAGCUAGAAAACAAGAAGAAUAAACCAAAAACUAUUCCAAAUCCAAUUUAGGUUUUCUAUUUCAUACAAAUAUCUAAGGACAUGGAAGGAGAAAGAGAUGCUCCUAAUUAUGAACUUCAAGUUUCAUUCACAAACACUCCUCAAACCAUCCAUGAAAUGAGUUUUGUUCAAUUUGAAGAUAAUCAUGUUCUUAGCUUCUUGUCUCCAUCUACACAAUCUCAACCUUCUCAGCUUUCUCAAUCUCUAAACUCCGGCGGCAGCUCCACCACCGCCGCUACCACUGCAGCUGUCUCAACAACCACCGCAGCCGCCGGAUUCAGCCCUAACGAUCUUGUCACUAGAACUCCUUGGAGUAAUGAACAGGUGAGAACUCUAGAUCCCAAAGCUGUUGUAAGUGAUGAGAAUUGCACUGGAAAUACUAGUGAUGGCAAUAACACUUGGUGGAGGAGUGGAGGAAGUGAGAAGAACAAGGUGAAAGUGAGGAGGAAGCUAAGAGAGCCAAGGUUUUGUUUUCAGACAAGAAGUGAUGUAGAUGUGCUUGAUGAUGGUUACAAAUGGAGGAAGUAUGGUCAGAAAGUUGUUAAGAAUAGCCUUCAUCCAAGAAGUUAUUACCGUUGCACACAUAACAAUUGUCGGGUGAAAAAAAGAGUUGAACGACUCUCAGAAGAUUGUCGUAUGGUGAUAACCACUUAUGAAGGAAGACACAAUCACUCUCCAUGCGACGACUCUAAUUCUUCAGAACACGAAUGUUUUACCUCUUUCUGAUCCAACAAUGUUGUUUUGAUAAAACAAUUAUGUAUUGAUAAACAAUUAGUUUUGAGUUUUUGUUUCAUAUGACAUAUGAGGGAUAUUGUCACUUACGUGUAUUUAACGAUCUACAUCCUCAACAACAAUUUUUUAUGGACUUUUAUACAAUCAAUGAUUUCGUCUAAGGAUAAUUCUUAGCAA
Molecule: messenger RNA, 1107 nt
Organism: Lathyrus oleraceus (garden pea)
Lineage: Eukaryota; Viridiplantae; Streptophyta; Magnoliopsida; Fabales; Fabaceae
Product: probable WRKY transcription factor 12
Exons: 4
Coding region: 241-924 (227 amino acids)
Biological process (GO): regulation of DNA-templated transcription
Molecular function (GO): sequence-specific DNA binding; DNA-binding transcription factor activity
Source: RefSeq, a predicted model, not a curated record